AUGAUAAAACCAAAGACAGUAUUUUCAGACGAUAUGUCUCUUUUUAUGGACAGUUCCAUCUACAAGAGGGUGGCAUUCAUUCUUUCCAUACUUGGUCUGGCAGUGGAAUUCUUGAGCUUUGUGUCCCCAUUCUGGGUUUCUAAGACUUAUAAGAACAGCACCGCGAUUAAUGUGGGUCUGUGGCUGACAUGUGUGAAUCUAGACUGUACUGGCAUCAUUAAUCGCCCAGCUUGGUUGACAGUGGCAGCCGUGUUUGAUCUUCUGUCUCUCUUGUUUGGAGUAACAUGUGUCGUCUGUCUUUCUCUCUUCAUCUUCAAACCACAGUUUCUCCCCAAAACAAGAAGAUGGCCACUCGUCGUCAUCAUCAUCUUCUCAUUCGUCCAAGCUUUAUUGCAGCAGAUUGCUUGUGGUGUUUUUCUUAAGGCAGUACACGAUUCCUCUCAGCCCACGGCUCUGUUACCAGAGAACGCUUUCGCUAGCCUCUCCUGGGCUGCGGCCUUCAGCGUCAUUGGAGUCAUCCUGUACUCAGUUGUCUGCAUCCUGUUGUUUACGGAUCUCGUCAGAAUAUGUUUUGCCGUUACGAAAUAUUGAACAUAUCCGUUCAAGGAAGGAAGCGGGUUUUCUUUGUGACACUGUAUUCACUUUUUUUUCGACAACCACUGAUAUCGUGCAUUUGAUACAGACAGGGCUCAAAUUUAACGUUUAUUUGAUU
Messenger RNA from Saccostrea echinata, 712 nucleotides. RefSeq lists its product as uncharacterized. NCBI's taxonomy places the organism in Eukaryota, Metazoa, Mollusca, Bivalvia, Ostreida, Ostreidae. The transcript is spliced from 3 exons. The coding region runs from base 1 to 591 and encodes 196 amino acids. The record is from RefSeq and is a predicted model, not a curated record.